Dryobates pubescens (Downy woodpecker) is the source of this 2638-nucleotide messenger RNA. RefSeq names its product HUS1 checkpoint clamp component (gene HUS1). The record is from RefSeq and is a predicted model, not a curated record. Gene Ontology annotation, biological process: mitotic DNA replication checkpoint signaling; telomere maintenance; mitotic intra-S DNA damage checkpoint signaling. The transcript is spliced from 8 exons. Bases 87 to 941 code for a protein of 284 amino acids. Gene Ontology annotation, cellular component: nucleolus; site of double-strand break; checkpoint clamp complex. Lineage: Eukaryota; Metazoa; Chordata; Aves; Piciformes; Picidae.
CACACUCCGGCCUGGAGGCCCGGGGCAGGACGGCCCUGCUUCAUUGACCAGCCUCUGUCGCCAGUCGGCCGGGGGCAGGCGCCGCCAUGCGCUUCCGGGCUAAGAUCGUGGAUCUCGCCUGCCUCAACCACUUCAGCCGUGUAAUUAACACAAUCGCCAAGUUAGCCAAGACCUGCACUCUGCGCCUCACUGUCAGCAAGCUGUAUUUCAUCCUCUCCGAUAAAGUAGCAAAUGGAGGUGUCAGUAUGUGGUGUGAGCUGUGCCAGGGGAAUUUCUUCGAUGAAUUUCAGAUGGAAGGAGCAGCUGCAGAACACAAUGAAAUCUAUUUAGAGUUGGUGCCUGAAAACCUUUCAAGAGCAUUAAAAACUGCCCAGAGUGCUAAGGCGGUGAAGAUCAAGCUGAUGAACAAACACUGCCCCUGUCUCAGAGUUGCUGUGGAGCUACCAUCCUUAUCAAGCAGCAGUAGGAUUGUGACACAUGACAUUCCUGUAGGGGUUAUUCCCAGAAGAUUAUGGAAUGACUUCAGAGAGCCAAGUGUGCCAGACUUUGAUGUCAGUAUUUACCUACCAGUGCUGAAAACAAUGAAGAGUGUUGUGGAGAGAAUGAAGAAUCUCAGCAAUUCCAUUGUGAUUGAGGCAAACUUGAAUGGCGAAAUGAAUUUGAAAAUAGAAACUGACUUAGUGUCUGUAACAACACAUUUUAAAGACUUGGGAAAUCCUCCCUGGGCAUCAGAGGAUGGAUGUCCAAGUUCUGCUCCAGACAGGGAUUUGGAAAGUAUGGCCGAGGCACGCAUAGAUAUCAGGAAACUGCAGCAGCUGCUUGCUGGACAGCAGGUCAACCCCACAAAAGCAUUGUGCAAUAUUGUAAGUAAAAGAAUCGUCCACUUCAUCUUGCUCCAUGAGGAUGUUUCACUUCAGUAUUUUAUUCCAGCACUUGCCUGAAUGUUUUGGAGUCUAGGUCAUUUUCCAACCAAAGGCCUUUUCCACGAUGCCUGAAAACUUUGAGUUGCUGGAGUACUCAUGUGACAUGCUGUUAGGUGCAGCCAUCGGAUGGACAAUACUUCUGUAUUUAUGAAAUUACUCAGAAGAUCUCAUCUAGAAGGCCAUUUCUGUGAAGAGUUACAUGCUGUGAAGCAGGCAGUGCUGGGAAUCUGACAUGUAUGAGUGUUACAGGGGGCAAAGCUGAAAUUUUUAAGUGCUUUUGGGAUGCUUUGAGCUACAGAGAAGCAAUGUAAUACUAUUUUUUUCAUUGACAAGAGAGGUAGAAUUGAUGCCUGGAGCUUUUGCUGGGUGUACUCAGCUCCAAGGUAGGGGAUCUCUGAGCAGCCUUUCAUACCUCCAUGGAGCAGGAAAGCCCUCUGGAGGGCUAAUAGACUGGUAUUUGCCAGGACAGGUAAGCAUAGACUUUGUGAAGUAGUACUGGAUUGACUUUUGUUCCAGCAGCGAUGAUGCUAGUGCAUCAGCAGAAAUGUGUCUGAAGCAGGGAAACUUCCUGUGGCUGCCAGCAUGGCACAGGGUUGAACAAAUGUCAAGGAGAACCAACAGUUCAGCAGUAUCUGUUUGUAGCAGGGUUUGUUUGAUCUCACUUGCUCCAACAUACUUCAGUAUCUGUCAGUGCUUGAACUUGUGUGCUUAGCUCUUGGCCUAAGAGGAGGAGAUAAACGGUUUGGAUUACCUUGUUCAUGUGGGCAGUGAAGGUCUCAAUGUACAGAAUGAGUAUCAUGUGAAGAUGUGUGAACACAGCAGCUGGUGUGUGUGGUGGGCAAGUUUUCUGUGGAUCACAUUUUUUUCUCUUUCUGGAUGGAAAACAUUGUACAACCUAUGGCAUUACCCAUGAAGAGACUGCAACUAGGCUAUUAUACUGAGCAGCCAAGAGCAUGACUUAAGUCUCACUGACAGGAGUAGUGCCCCUGCUUCCUGGUUAUGUUCUGAGGUGUUUUCCUUCUUAUUCCACCUGUGAUUGUACUACUUAUUCAGCAGUGUUCUCACAGCCUUUGGUGUUCCACAGGGUUUUCAAUAUCUUGUGAAACUUAAAAAUACUAAAUCUUUGCUGGGUCCAGGAGUUUCUGCUAGACUACUGUCUAGCUGUUGUUGUUGCAAGAAGUGUUGGCUUUGGGGGUUUCAUUUUUGUUUCUGUUUUUUCUCCCUCAAGGGACACUGAGCUUAAUGGAGCAACUAAUCUUUGCGCUUGCAGGUGCAAGUGGUCAAGAGAAGUCUCAAGCAGUGGCCUGAAAAUGUGUUUCUGUGCCUUCUUCCACCAUUUCUGUCAGACUAAACAGAAAGCAUCCUCAAAAUCCUGCUAGUUUUGACAGGCAACUGCAUUUACCCACAAAGGCUGCUUGAGAUGGAAAUAGCUGUACAGCAGGUUACAGCAUUUGCAGGGUAAGAGGUGUGUGGUAAAUAUUCCAGGGUUUUCUCCUGAGGAGAAGGGAAUAACUGCAGAGUGUGGUACAGAGCAUACAGUAUAAAUGUAGGCUUUGAAAUCUUUGGGUUUUCUCCUUUGAAAAAUGCAUUCUGCAUAACCUGAUAGAAAUGGCUUCUGCUGGGGUAGCAGAACAACUAGGGGAAUAUUGGCCUCCUGGCUAUGGGGGCUCUAUGACUGCUAUUUUUAAAAGAAGUUACAAUUGCAAGAGAAUGUG